Messenger RNA from Odocoileus virginianus texanus, 7120 nucleotides. The record is from RefSeq and is a predicted model, not a curated record. Lineage: Eukaryota; Metazoa; Chordata; Mammalia; Artiodactyla; Cervidae.
ACAUCUACACUUACUUGGUACUCGAUCUCCAGCGAGGCCUUCAGGGGCAUGGGCUGGUAGAAACACUCCUUCUGGCCCGCCGGAAGUGUGAACGUGAAGUCGCUGUCUAAGGAGGGAGUGAAGCCGGCCGCCCUAGGCAGCAGCAGAACGGCCAAGAGGACCACGGGGAAGGGUAGCCGGAUCUUAUCGCCCAUCCCUGCCUGGGCGAUCUCGGGCUGGGAAAGGCGUUGAGAGGCGUGGGUUAUCGGCGCUUAAGCUCCGCUUUUCCUUCCAGGACUCCUCGUGGUUGGCAGGCAAACCAGGAGCCUGAAAAAGCUCCAGGUGAAGGCCUGGGCGGAGGGGCGUUUCUCAGAGAGGGAAACGCCUGUCUACGAAGCGUAAGGACUGAAGGCGGAGCCAGCAGUCCUUUUCCACACCCUUUCAGGCACCGCGCCAGCGCGGACCGCCUGACACCCAGACCUCCGCAGCUUCCCAUUGCCGGCCUCACACCAAUGGGCGUCGUGGUGGCAAUUGUGGGAAAUGUAGUUCCAGGUAGGCAGGCUCGGACGCGCUCCCAGACCACAAUCCCCGACAAGCCCCGCGCGUCCGGCGUCGAUUCACGCUAAGGCUGCGCGGGGGGCUGGGCUGCGGUUGGGGAGGUGCGUUCCCAACGGUUCCCGCGGCGGUUCGAACUCGGCUCUACCGGGAUUCUCUGGUUUCCCAUAGUGUGUCGCGUUCCGCGCUUGGGGCCGGGGAGAGGGUCGCAGGUUUCCGAACGCAAAGGAGAGCGCGGCGUGCGCUGUCGUCGGUGGGUCUCUCUCACAGCUACGACUCGUGGUGAGCGACUGCCCCUGAGGGUGGAAACUGGCCUACCUGAGGAGAAAUGGAAUCUAGUUCAUCAGACUUCUAUAAUAAAGAUAAUGAAGAAGAAAGUUUGCUGGCAAAUGUUGCUUCCUUAAGACAUGAACUGAAGAUAACAGAAUGGAGUUUGCAGAGCUUAGGGGAAGAGUUGUCUAGUGUUAGUCCAAGUGAAAAUUCUGAUUAUGCUCCUAAUCUCUCAAGGUCUGAAAGACUCAUUUUGGAAGAUCUUUCUCACCCUCGCCAUCUCGGACUUUUGAAUUGCUCAUCUCAUAAAAGAGUUUGUAAAAUGCCCAAUAGUGGUACUGAUUUUCAAAAAAAGCCAGGAGAUAAGAUGUCUUUUUCAUCUUCUACCCCUGUGGAUCAGGAAAUCAGAAGUCUUCGAGAGAAACUUAAUAAACUUAGGCAACAGAAUGCCUGUUUAGUUUCACAGAAUCAUUCUUUAAUGACUAAAAUAGAAUCUGUCCACUUUGAAUUGACACAGUCAAGAGCAAAAGUUUCUAUGCUUGAAUCUGCUCAAAAACAGGCAGCCAAUGUACCAAUCUUAGAAGAACAGAUUAUAAAUUUGGAAGCAGAAGUUUCAGCCCAAGAUAAAGUUUUGAGAGAGGCAGAAGAUAAAUUAGAGCAGAGUCAGAAAAUGGUAAUUGAAAAAGAACAGAGUUUGCAGAAGUCCCAAGAGGAAUGUAUAAGGUUGAAGGUGGACUUACUUGAACAAAGUAAACAAGGAAAGAGAGCUGAACGACAAAGGAAUGAAGCACUAUAUAAUGCUGAAGAGCUCAGUAAAGCUUUCCAACAUUAUAAAGAAAAAGUGGCUGAAAAAUUGGAAAAGGUUCAAGCUGAAGAAGAAAUAUUAGAGAAAAAUCUAAUUAAUUGUGAAAAAGAAAAUAAAAGGCUACAGGAAAAGUGUGGUCUGUAUAAAAAUGAACUUGAAAUUCUAAAAGGGAAAUUAAGGCAGUUAAAAGAAGAAAAUAAUAAUGGGAAAGAAAAAUUAAGGAUCAUGGCAGUGAAAAAUUCAGAAGUCAUGGCACAACUAACUGAAUCUAGACAAAGUAUUCUGAAGCUAGAGAGUGACUUAGAGGACAAAGAUGAAAUACUUAGAGAAAAAUUUUCUCUAAUGAAUGAAAACCGAGAAUUAAAAGUUCGUAUUGCAACACAGAAUGAGAGACUGGAUUUGUGUCAGCAGGAAAUAGAAAGUUCAAGGGUAGAACUGAGAAGUUUGGAAAAAAUUAUGUCCCAGUUGCCUUUAAAAAGAGAAAUAUUUGGUUUUAAAUCACCUCUUCCUAAGCACCAGAUGAGUAGUUUGUCAAAUAAGCAAGACAGUUACAUUGGCUGCUGCGAGACAAAUAAAAUGGUGAUUUCGGAAUUGAGGAUUAAACUUGCAAUAAAAGAGGCAGAAAUUCAGAAGCUUCAGGCAAACCUGACUGCAAAUCAGUUAUCUCACAAUCUUACUGCUUGUAAUGACUGCCAAGAAGGUCGCAAAUUAAAUAGUUUAGAAAUAGAACCUGUAAAACUAGGUAAUCAAGUAGAAAGUUUAAAAGAUCAAAAUCAGCAUACUAUGAACAAGCAAUAUGAAAGAGAAAGGCAAAGACUUGCUUCUGGAAUAGAAGAAUUACGUGAUAAGUUGACACAAAUAGAAGCUGAGAAUUCUGAUUUGAAGGUUAACAUGGCGCACAGAACCAGUCAGUUUCAACUCAUUCAAGAGGAGCUGCUAGAGAAAGCUUCAAACUCUAGCAAACUUGAAAGUGAAAUGACAAAGAAAUGUUCUCAACUUUUAACUUUAGAGAAACAACUAGAAGAAAAAAUAGUUGCUUAUUCCUCCAUUGCUGCAAAAAAUGCAGAACUGGAACAGGAACUUAUGGAAAAGAAUGAAAAGAUUAGGAGCCUGGAAACCAAUAUAAAUACAGAGCAUGAGAAAAUUUGUUUAGCUUUUGAAAAGGCAAAGAAAAUUCAUCUUGACCAGCAUAAAGAAAUGGAAAAGCAGAUUGAAAGACUUGAAUCUCAACUAGAGAAAAAAGAACAACAAUUUAAAGAACAAGAAAAGACUAUGUCUAUGCUGCAGCAAGAUAUAAUAUGUAAACAACAUCAUCUUGAAUCACUAGACAGACUCUUGACAGAAAGCAAAGAGGAGAUGGAAAAGGAAAAUGUGAAGAAAGAUGAAGCUUUGAAAGCAUUACAGAACCAAGUAUCUGAAGAAACGAUCAAGGUCAGACAACUAGAUUCGGCACUGGAAAUUUGUAAGGAAGAACUUGCCUUGCAUUUGAACCAAUUGGAAGGAAAUAAAGAAAAGUUUGAAAAACAGCUAAAGAAGAAAUCUGAGGAGGUAUAUUGUUUACAGAAAGAGCUGAAGAUUAAAAAUCAUGGUCUUCAAGAAACUGCUGAGCAAAAUGUUAUUCUGCAGCAUACUCUUCAACAACAACAGCAAAUGUUACAACAAGAGACAAUUAGAAAUGGAGAGCUAGAAGACAUUCAAACUAAACUUGAAAAACAGGUAUCAAAACUGGAACAAGAGCUUCAGAAACAAAGGGAAAGUUCAGCUGAAAAGUUGAGGAAAAUGGAGGAGAAAUGUGAAGCAGCUACAUAUGAAGCAGAUUUGAAAAGGCAAAAAAUUAUUGAGCUUACUGGUACUACCAGGCAAGUAAAACUCGAGAUGGAUCAAUACAGAGAAGAGCUAUCUAAAAUGGAAAAAGAAAUAAUGCACCUAAAACGAGAUGGAGAAAAUAAAGCAAUGCAUCUCUCUCAGUUAGACAUGAUUUUAGAACAGACAAAGACAGAACUAGAUAAGAAAACAAGUGCUGUGAAGGAUUUAGAAAAGUUACAGCACCACACUGAAACUGAGCUAACAGAAGCCUUGCAGAAACGGGAAGCGCUAGAGACUGAACUGCAAAAUGCUCAUGGAGAAUUAAAGAGUACUCUAAGACAGCUGCAGGAAUUGAGAGAUGUUCUGCAGAAGGCUCAAUUAUCAUUAGAGGAAAAAUAUACUACAAUAAAGGAUCUCACUGCUGAACUUAGGGAAUGCAAGCUGGAGAUUGAAGACAAAAAGCAAGAACUUCUUGAAAUGGAUCAGGCACUUAAGGAAAGAAAUUGGGAGCUAAAGCAAAGAGCAGCUCAAGUUACACAUUUGGAUAUGACUAUUCGUGGGCACAGGGGAGAAAUGGAACAGAAAAUAAUUAAAUUAGAGGGCACUGUGGAGAAAUCAGAAUUGGAACUUAAAGAAAGCAGCAGACAGAUAGAAAGUUUGAAUGAAAAAUUGCAAAAUGCCAAAGAACAACUUCGAGAAAAAGAGUUUAUAACACUACAAAAUGAACAAGAGAUAAGUCAACUGAGAAAAGAAACUGAACGGGCCCAACAAAAGAUGAAAGAAAUGGAAAGUGUUAUGAAAGAGCAGGAACAGUACAUUGCAACUCAGUACAAGGAGGCCAUAGAUUUGGAGCAAGAAUUGAGACUAACUCGGGAGCAGAUGCAGAACUCUCAUAUAGAAUUGGUGGAGGCCCGUCAUCAACAAGUCCAAGCCCAGAGAGAAAUAGAAAGGCUCUCAAGUGAACUUGAGCAAAUAAAGCAACACUCUAAAGAGAAAGAAGCUCAUGGAAAAUAUUUAGCUGAAGAAUUGGGGGCUUCUCAAGUACGUGAAACUCAGUUAGAAGCAAGAAUGCAAGCAGAAAUCAAGAAAUUGUCAACAGAAGUAGAAUCUCUCAAAGAAGCAUAUCAUCUAGAGAUGAUUUCACAUCAGGAAAACCAUGCAAAGUGGAAGAUUUCUGUUGAUUCUCAGAAGACUUCUGUUCAGCAACUAAAUGAACAGUUAGAGAAAGCAAAACUAGAACUAGAAGAAGCCCAGGACACGGUAAGCAGUUUGCAUCAGCAAGUCCAAGACAGGAAUGAAGUGAUUGAGGCUACAAACGAAGCAUUGCUUAUUAAGGAAUCAGAAUUAACCAGAUUACAAGCCAAAAUUUCUGGACAUGAAAGGGCAGAAGACAUCAAAUCUCUACCAGCCUCAUUUACAUCUCCAGUAGAAAUUACGCCUGAUAUUCAAGAUUCAAAAUUAGCUAAGCAUUCUCACACAGCUUUUUUCAAGUGUAGAAAACUACGUCGCUCUAUUAGUGCCAGUGAUCUUAGUUUCAGAACUCAUAUUGAUGAAGAUCUUUCUGAAGAAUUACUACAGGACUUAAAAAAAAUGCAAUUGGAACAGCCUUCAACAUUAGAAGAAAGCCAGAGAGAUCUAACUUAUACCCAGUCAGACUCAUUUAAACCUCUCACAUAUGACCUCAGUGAUGAUAAUUCUGAGAAUAAUGACUUCAGUACUCUGAGUGGAAUGCUAAGAUACAUAAACAAAGAAGUGCGACUAUUAAAAAAAUCUUCUAUGCAAACAGGUGCUGGUUCAACUCAGGGAGAAAAUUUAUAGUUAAAAGAAGAUGUUGAUGUGAUGAAAAGUGGAAGUUUUGUUGUUAUAUAUUGUUUGGGAAAAGCGUACAACCAUGCUGUGGAGAAGACUGCUAAUAUUUCACCAAAAUUGGUCCUUUUCCUUUUUCUGUAAUUACAGAGUUUUAGCUGGGCUCAGUGGCCAGACACUAUAUUUCCCAGCCUCUUCAGUGACUUAAGUUCUCAUCAGAAGGCUACAAGCAGAAAUGUGUAUAACUUCAGACCUGGGCAUUAAAAUAUUAUAUAUGUGCUCCUCCAAGGUCUUUUCCUUUCUCUUAAGCUGGAAUUGCCUGCAACCAACUUCAAUCAUGUAGGUGAGGAAAACACUGUAGGAGAUGGCAAAAAAACGAAAUAGAAAGAACCGAGGUGCCUGUGUGACCUCAAGCAUUCUCCUUGGAUUAUUACAUAAGAGAGAAAUAAAAUUCUGUCUUUUUGAAACCACUGAGUAUUGAGGAUCUCUAUGUAAAGAAGCUUAACCUUACCCUAAUUUUAUGCCAUUGCCUAAAGAUUCUUUGUAUUAGUCUUUAUCUCCACAUGGAUCAAAUCUUCACUACUCCUAAGUCUAUCAUGACACCCAUACACAGAUACAUAUUUUGUGGAUGACUUUACCUCCUCCUUCAAAGAAAGAAUGGCAGCCAUCAGACAAUUUCUACAAUUUCCUGCCCCUGCAUUUACAGACUUAAUCUGCACUCAGUUUACCUCUUGUUCACCUGAGUGAAGUUUAGGUUUCCCUCUAGGUAAUCUGUUUACCUUUAUUUUGAAUCCCUCUCUGUAUCCUCAGGGACUUAUCCCCUUCAUCAAUAAUUUCCUCUCAUCUCUCUUGUCAACUGUUAAUUUUUUUCCCAUCAACAUUAAACAUAUCCAAGUCUCACCUAACCUAAGAAAGAAAAAUCUUUUCCUCAAUCUCACAUCCUCAGUCUAGCUUCCAUUCCAUCAUGUACUUACAUGGCCCAUAUUCUUGAAAGAGUUCAUUAAAUUAACUGUUUCUGUUUCAUUUCCCCUCCCUUCUCAUGUGCCUGCAAGAGAUCCAGCUUUUUUGGUUAUUUCCCAGACAUAUCCCAGAACCUCCCAUUAAUGCUUUAUAUCCUUUAAAUUCAUUCUAGUUGUCAGAUGUCACCUAAGCCAGAGAGGCAAAGCUAACAGGAUAAGUAUCCUGGUUGGCCAUAGCAAACAUUUUAUUUCUUUUAAAGCUGUUCAAAAGAUGCAUGCAUAAUAGAUGAGACCGUAUUAUUUUGUUUCCAGUAGAUGUCCAAUUAAUUCCCCUUUGCUUGGAUUCCAUUGUUAGCAUGUAACUUUAUAAGUAUACAUUUGCUUCACACAAGCUUUUUAUUAGUAAGAUGAGACUAUGAUAGUGUGUCAGUAUGACUGUCUAGUAAAUUUCAUUUAUAAAUUAUUUGGGUUAAAUAUCAGUCUUCUAUGAAUGAUUGCCAUGUAUCAGUUUUUCUAAAUGAAUAGAUUUUGUUAUCUACAAAGCUGAGUAUCAAGCUAUAAGCCACAGUAGGUUUAUGAGGGAAUACCAUAACAUGGCUCUCUUUUGAGGGGUCAGUUUACUGUCUGAAGGUAAAGCCUUAUGUAUUAGGCAGAGUGAACACAGUGUAGACUUAGGACAAAUAAAACAACUUUUUGUUGACAGGGAAGAGGGGUAUUGUUCUUAAAUCUGGCCUUUCUCAAGGAGACAUUUUUAAGAGCAAGGGGGCACCAAAUAUUGUACUUAAUGGAUUGGCAAAACAACUAUAGGAUAAAAGCAAAGUAUAAUUUAAAGGUGAGGGAGUACUGGAAAAUCUUAGAAUUAGGGCAAUGUAAAGUGUGCUGUGCUUAGUCGCUCAGUCAUGUCUGACUCUUUGUGACCCCAUGGACUGUAGCCUGCCAG